This is a messenger RNA of Xenopus laevis (African clawed frog), 3238 nucleotides long. RefSeq lists its product as uncharacterized. The transcript is spliced from 18 exons. NCBI's taxonomy places the organism in Eukaryota, Metazoa, Chordata, Amphibia, Anura, Pipidae. The record is from RefSeq and is a predicted model, not a curated record. The coding region runs from base 387 to 3215 and encodes 942 amino acids.
UUUUGUUACAUUUUGUUAAAGAAAGGGGUCUCUAAAGUGAUAGAAGUUACUUAGUGGCUGAUUGACACAGGCCCAUUUGGAGUCAGGUAGGAUCUUGGCUUCUUUGGAUCAUUAGGUGGGAUUUACUUGGAGUUUGAACUAGAUUGGCUGUGUCUGAUUUCAGCUUCAUUUCUAUGUACAUUUCAACCUAUCAUAGCUCCUCUCUCUUAUCUUCACUUAUUUGUCAGUUAUUUAAAACUAAGUUGUCUUAAACCCUCUUGCAUUUGCAUCACUUCCUUUUCCUGUCUUCUCAGCAUCUCCCCUGGCAACAACAAGGCAGUAACUCUGAAUGCAUUGACUGCCCAGCAUUCUUUAACUAAUGUGGCACUGACCAGGGGAAGGUGGUGAUGGCAUUACUGAUUAGCCUUUCUGAUUUGGCUAACCUGUCCAUUGGCACCCCAGAAGCAGGAGCAGUGAAUUUCAAUGCCUUGCGCACCCUGCUGCAUGCAAUCAUCAAGCACUUGCACAUCCAGGAUAUUAAGACAGAAGUGUUGGAGGCUGAGAGCGACCUGUACAAAACACCGUCAGGGUGGGCACAUAUGGAUGGCACAGAGCAGGCUGGGAAGGUGGCAGUGGGUUACCAUCAAAUGGAAGACAGAAUCGAGCACAUAGAGAAGCAGAUAGAAGCUCUGAACAAGUUGCCCACUGGAGCUGAUCUUAUAGAAAGAGUGGGGGGUACGACCCCGGUGGAGGACGUGUGGCACAUGUUGCAGAUGAAGAAGAGGAUUGAGGCAAAUGAAGACGGGGUAUCUACGGCAAUGGGGCUUCUGCAGGAUCUGCUAAAUAUCACUACCACCCUCCAGGAGGCCAACAAGGACUUUCAAAGCCAACUGCAGAAAGUCAGAGAUUCUGUGGAACUGACUAUGCAAGAGGACAUCCAAAAAUGUCUGAGCCAACUGGAACUGCAAAGAUCAGAUGUAGAGAAACUGGCCCAGGUGGAGCAGGAGCUCAUGUCCCUCCAGCAGUACAUGGGUGAUCAGGAUACAAUCCAACAGCAAUUAAACCAAAUGGAGUUACAGAGAACUGAGGAGGCCAAGCUGGGCAAUAUGCAAGCUGAGUUAGAGUCCAUUCAGAAGUGCCUGGCAGCUUUGGAAAAACGAUUGAUGCAGUAUCCGAGCCCGACUGAGCUGAACAACAUGGUGGGGUGGGAUAUCCUAAGAGAGACACUUGUGACACACUGUAUGGAUGCCGAAACCUCAUGCACUGACAUUCCCGUCUUUGAAAAGAAGGUCCCAGAUCUAGAAACUGGCUGGUCUCAAACCAGUGAUUCUGCAUAUGUCACUGUCCCCACUCAAGCUGGAACCUCAAAUGCUGAAGUAACAUCUCAGACCGAUUUUCACAUCACAGUAGUUUCUGAACCUGGACUACCAUCUGAGCAGCCAUCCCAAGAAGGAAGUCCAUCUCAAACUGCACAAAACCCUCUACUAGAACCUUUGUCUCAAUCUGAAGGGGAUGCCCUGGUUGCUGUUUUACCACAAACUUUAGUGUCUAUUCAAACCUUCCAAAAAGGUCUACAGUUUUCAACAGACAUGACAUCUACUCCCCCUGGUGGCCCAGUGCCUCCCUAUAGUGCUGUUAACACCUCUGUCUCCACUCACCCACCUGGAUCUCCUAUGGUGGGUCCCCCGAGCACAGUACCCACUCAGCUCCCUGGGAUGAGUUUUACUGAGCAGGUUAUUGACCAACGCAAUGACCCUGCUGCUAUGACUACAGAGAUCAUCAGCAGCCAACUUACCUCCACCAGUCAACCUAUUACUAGUACUACCAUUCCAGGUGUCUCCUCCCAUGGAAAAAGCAGAGCUUCCCAGCGCUAUGCAGAUACAGUGGAUGCUCUGCGUAAAAUGGGAGCUCUAACAGACAAAUAUAGUGUGCUCCGGGAGAGAGUGGAGGCACUGGUGAGAAACAAGGCUGAUCGAUCAGAACUAAAAGCACUUUUAGAAGGAAGAGGGGAAAUAGCAGUACCUGGUGGCAGUAACAAUGUCGCCAGCCUACAGGAGGAGAUGAACAUUACUAGAUUUCUGCAGGAAAUGAAAGCAGAGAGGAAAAAGGAUGGGGAUUUGCUGCUAACAUUCCAAGGAGAGUGCGACAGGUUGGAAAGGUCUUUGGCUGAAGAGCAGAAGCAGACGCAGAAACACAUUGAUGUUCUCUACAAGAAGCUGGAGGAAAUGGAGGAGAAGAAAGCUGACAAGGAACAUCUUGAGCUGGAAAUAGAUGUGAAAGCAGAUAAGCAGGCUCUGGAUGAAAAGGUGAGCCGUGCCCAGUUUGAUGCCACCACUGAGCAACUGAACAACAUAGUCCAAGAGCUGCUGGGUCGAGUGACUGGACAGGAACAAGACUGGCAGAAGGUUCUGGAUAAAAUCAACAUGGAGAUGCAGAACAAAUUAGACCGUAUGGAAUUAGACCCAUUUAAGAAGAAGCUAGAGGAGCGAUGGAAGUCUAUAAGUCGUCAGUUGCAAGAACGCUCUCCCCAGUAUGAGACGGAUGAGGCCGCAGGCAUCCGAAAGCAACUGAUUUCCCACUUCCACUGCCUCUCCUGUGACCGCCCUUUGGACAUCAUCAUGCCGGGCCAACCAGUACUGAGCAUUCCUAAUGUUCCCGGCCUGCCAGUUCAUCGUUCUACGAGGCCACAAAGUAUGUACGAACUGGAACACAUCCGCCAGCACUUCCGCAAUGAUCGUGCCCAGGAAUUGGCUGAUUAUAACUACAUGACCAGUGCCCGUAGCUGUGGGGGUAGCCAUACGCUGACCUACUCCCAUCGUCGCUUUUCCAAGUUGCAAAACAUCACCUCAAAAAUGUCUCCAGAAGAAGGCAGCAUAGGAUUUGCUCAGAAGAUCGAGGAAGUAGAUAUACUUGGGCUGGAUGGUCACAUCUAUAGAGGAAGGAUGGAUUCUCGACUACCGGCCAUUUAUAACAUCAAGGAUGGACUUUCCGGGGCAAGGCUGAAACGUUCCCAGACUUCACCGAAAUCUAUUCUUUCCUGUGAUUCUCGACCCCAAAGUGCCAAUUCUCGACCCCAAAGUGCCACGUCUGCUGGACGAAGUCCUACAGCACUAGCUCAAAUCUCUCUGGAGCGCCAAGGAUCUGCCCAGCAGUGGCCUGUCCAGAGCCAGGAGUCCUUCGAGAUCAGACUGGAUACAGCCAUUGAACCCCAGUGUGCGGAUGAGCCUGUUAUGUGAAAUAAAACUCCUGUGGGAACUGA